CUGACUAGUAUGUGUGAAGAUGCAUCAAGUCCACGUCUUCAGAGUGAUAAAGUCUCACGGGGAUCCUGCACAAGUGCAGAAGUGAGUGAGACACCUGACCAGUCCAGCUGCAGCCACUCGUUGAUCACAAAGCUGGAUGCUGCAGAGUCUCGCUGUGUGAAGCUGGAGCAACAGUUGGACCUGCUGAGGAGGAUGUGUCACACCCAAACACACAAGACCGACCUGCUGAAAGAACAGGUUCACCACUUCAACGUUGGGCCAAGCUGCAGAAGUUCUCUGGACUCUUGAGUUACCAUGAAGUCAGCCAGGUCAGCUGAUCUGAAGGUUGUCCCGUUGGCUGAGCAAGUCCAGAUGGAGAAGCUGGAAAGGCUGCAGCAGGACCAUGUCAGGAUCACACACAGGCAGACUGACACACAGGCGAAGAUUCGGGAGCUGCAGAUGAAAUUGCACGAGGAGGAGCACCACAGAAAGCUGAUGCAGGAUCAGAUGAACCAGUUAUGCACGGGUUUGGAGGCUGAUCAGCUCCUUCUGCAGUCCAGAUCACCGCCUUUAACCACGACACAACCCAAAGAAAAGACGUCCAAUACAAAGAAAUUCGUACCUCAGCAGACGUCAUCUGUGAAGCCACACUACCGACUUAACCGGAGAGAUGUGGAUUUUGUUGUUGGAAUGUCUACAGGCUGCAACCACCCAGUCAGAGACAAAAUCCCAUCAGUUUUAUCUUCCCUCAAGAAGCACCAGCUGCUUCUCUCCAACAAACCAGUGCUGAACACCCCUGAGACUGAUCAUGGACAUUCCAGCAAAUCCUCCUCUGGAACUGAUAAGCUCUCAGAAUUACUACAAGCCCUGCUGGAAGAACAGCAGCUCAUGAGCAGGAAGCACGACAAGUUCACGAGGCAGCUGGAAGAGAGCAUGUCGAAAGAGGAGAGAAAAGCUCUUUACAGGGAGCAGGAAAGGCUGCUGCUGGAAAUGGAGAAGAAGGGAGACCAGAUCGGUAAACUCUACCGACAUCAAAGACAGGUUAAACAUGUCCAGAAAGAGGCCAAAACUCAGAAGGGUCAUGGAGACAAGGAGAGAAGGGCUACGACAGCGGCCCCUAGAGGUCACCCUGCUGCACAGCUCAAACCCAGACCAGGAGAACUCAGCAGUAGGAAUUUGGGGCUGUUGAGGGACUUGAAGAUCAGUGCAGGCUUCACUAAAGACCUGAGCCUCUGUGCACCUUCAGCAAUAAAAGAUGGCGUUUCUUCUGCAGUCCCUCGACUGAUGGUCAACAAAUGCAGCUGAUUUUUAAAUACUGAUGAACUUUUGUACACUUUAAUAAAAAAGCUGGUUUGUUAUCUUCAUAUCAGAUUUUUUAAAAUUUUGGCUGUUGU
Thalassophryne amazonica is the source of this 1373-nucleotide messenger RNA. RefSeq names its product centrosomal protein of 57 kDa-like. The record is from RefSeq and is a predicted model, not a curated record. The transcript has 8 exons. Lineage: Eukaryota; Metazoa; Chordata; Actinopteri; Batrachoidiformes; Batrachoididae. Gene Ontology annotation, molecular function: gamma-tubulin binding; microtubule binding; identical protein binding. Bases 295 to 1284 code for a protein of 329 amino acids. Gene Ontology annotation, cellular component: centrosome.